Molecule: messenger RNA, 13021 nt
Organism: Zootoca vivipara (common lizard)
Lineage: Eukaryota; Metazoa; Chordata; Lepidosauria; Squamata; Lacertidae
Gene: AFTPH
Product: aftiphilin
Biological process (GO): intracellular transport
Cellular component (GO): trans-Golgi network membrane; AP-1 adaptor complex
Molecular function (GO): clathrin binding
Source: RefSeq, a predicted model, not a curated record
UGACGCGAGAAAGAGGAUGUGGCUGGUUCUGACCGUGGCGGCCGUAGCAGCCGCAGCAGCAGCAGCAGACGCCGGCCAAAGAACCUAGGGACGUUUCUGUCGCGCUGCAUGCUGGGAGACAAUGGACUAAGUGGGAGUUGGGCUGGACCAAGGCGCUUUUGGAGUGGGGGGGACAUCUCUCUGGAGUGAAGGAGACAGAGGAGAGCGCGGGUCGGCGGAGAGCGGGGGUUCCAGAUGGAUUCGCCCUGAUGGCGGUUGCCGCGGGAGGCCCCGAGUAACCCUCCUAGCCCCGUCUGGCCUGGCCAUGCCCUGCCCAGCUGCCCCUGCAGGAGGCCUGAGGUGCAAAGUAACCUUCAUAAAAGACUGAACCAUGGAACCAGAUAUCAUCCGAAUGUAUUCUUCAUCACCACCACCACUAGAUAAUGGAGCAGAGGAGGAGGAUGAAGAUGAGUUUGGUGAUUUUGGUGGGUUUUCCGAUGCUGGAAGUACUGGAGCCUUUGACUUUGCAUCAGAUUACUCCAGUUCAAAGGAAGAACAUAAACCUUCAUGUAACUCUGAUUACUCAGGCAGUGUAGAUGGUAUUAUAGCUUUUACCACUGUUAAAGAGUUUCCUCUUGAUAGUAACAAAGAAAAAUGUGAGUGUAGAAGUUUGAGUACAUCACUUGAUGAUAUUUAUGCGGAAGAAGUUAAGAGAACUGGAAAAUUAGAGUCAUCAUACUCUGAAAUUAUUAGGACUGAUAAGAAAGUUCCAAGUCAGGACCACCAAGUAGACAGCUGUAAUGGUGAGAAACAGCCAUGUCCAGAAGUUCUAACAAAUGGGUUUGCAGCACUGGACACGGCAAAUUCUCAGGAAGCUGAAGAUACAGAUGGUAUCAGUGACUCAAAGGGAUUAAAAAUAAUUAGCACUAAUAGCUCUGAAUUAAGUUUGGAGUCUAUACCCAUCACAGCAGAGGAAUUUGCAGACUUUGCCACGUUCUCAAAUAAGCAAACGAGCCUGGUUGACGAAACAGGAAAUAAAAUAUGCACAAAUUCUAGUGAAAGAGAAGCGCUUUGUGUACAGGAAAGCAAUAUUAUAAACGGUGAGGGGGAAUCUAUGAAGGAAGCAACUUCAGAGAGAAGCUGUGAAUAUGGACAGAUUUGCAUUUCAAAAAUUAAUUUAGCGCUCAGUGAAGACUUCAAGGCUAAAGAGGACUGCACAUCACUCGAACAUAAUGCCUUUAUUUCUUCCAUACACACAACUGUGAAUUCAGUAGGCACAACUGAAAGUAUUGGAGGAAGAGAGGAGUGUGACACUGGAAAUAGUAAAGAACAUACCUUUUUAAGGACCAAUGAUAAUGCAGAUACAUUAAGCCUUAAUGUAGGUGGAGUUCAAAGUCUUGGCUCUCAUCCUACAGAAGAGAACGGAUAUGUUUCCGAAAUAGUUAAGAAUGGUGAAAGUGACAUUGGGCAUGUGUCAUGCAGUGGUUUAAAUGAAGAUGAUUUUGGUGACUUUGGCACAGUCAGCAAUGGAUCCCUUGCUUUUACUCAAGUUUCUGCCAGCCAAGAACACUUUCAUAGCCCUUCUGAAGACACCAGUAAAAGAAGUAAUGCAUGUGGUGACUUCACAGAUAAAAGUGAUGUUCAUCCACGAUCAUCAAAGGGGGCUCCUCAAUCAAAAGAGAUUUCAAACAAGGAGGAAUGUUGCACAGAUGAUGCUGGUUCUAGCAUGACAGUUCAGCCUCUUGCAGAAUUGGAAAAGGGAAAUGACAGUGAGUUUGGAGACUUUGGCUUAGGGGUAAAAAGGUUUCCAGACUCUGAUGAGUUUUCAGCCUUCAGUUCUGCUGGUUGUAACCAAGCUACAGAGUGGAAUGCUUUUGAGGCUGAGCAAAAAGAGAGCUGCUUGUGGGCUGCUUUUGAAGAUGAGCAGGUGGUGGAACCUCAUCCCAGAAAAGAUGUGUGGCCAUCAGAUAGGACAGGCACAACUUUUGAUGAUGAAGAUUCAGUGACUCAUACACCCAACAGUGUUUCUGUAGCAUCUUUGCAUGGAACCAGUAGUGGGAAGUUGCAGGACUUGCCGGCUUCAGCUCGGACAAAGCUGCUAAGUCGUCUAGAACGAAUAUUUGAAGCCUGUUUUCCUCCUGUAACUGUCUCUGAAAUGGAAGAGGAGAUUGCUCCUUUAAAUCUCUUGUUGGAAAUGGGUAAUAAACCUGGGAGGACAGAGGAGAUCUUGUCACAAAGGGAACUGCUAGAUGUGUGGACAAAGCUUCAGGAUAUCCACGAUGCAUAUGGAUUGAAAUAUCAGUGGGGUGGCUCCCUCAGCAACAAAAAACUCCUCUGCUCUCUGGGAAUCGACACAAGAAACAUCCUCUUUACAGGUAACAAGAAGCAACCUGUUAUAGUGCCCAUGUAUGCAGCAGGAUUGGGUAUGUUAGAGCCUACAAAGGAACCCCUGAAACCAAUAUCUGCUGCAGAGAAAAUAGCUUCCAUAGGACAGACUCCACUUGCAUCACCAGAGAUGAAUAUAUGUACAACUGAUCAGUUCCAGGAAUCUCUACCACCUGUCCAGUUUGACUGGAGUAGCAGUGGCCUUACUAACCCUUUAGAUGCUAGUGGAGGUUCCACUCUUCUGAACCUUGAUUUCUUUGGGCCCGUGGAUGACAGUAGCUCUAGCACCACCACCACCAUCCCAGGUGUGGAUCCAGAACUGUAUGAGUUGACAACUUCCAAGCUGGAAACCUCCAACUCCACCAGUAAAGUGACUGAUGCAUUCGCAAAGCUAAUGUCCACAGUAGAGAAAGCAAGCACAUCAGCAAGAAAGCCCAAAAAGGAAGAACAACUCAGUGAAGAGGCUGCCAAGGUGAUUUCUAGCCUACCUGACUUAUCUUUCAUGCAUGCCAAGGUGUUGAUGUUCCCAGCCACAUUAACACCUUCAAGAAGUUGCCAAGGCAAGGUAGACUAAGGUGAAGUGAAUUGGACAAUUUCCAUUGAUUCUUGCCCUAGCCCCCCUUUCUGGGUCCUAUGAAGUGAUCUUGCUUCAAUUAAAAAUAAUUCAAGUUCAGAUGAUUUGUUGGUAAGCAGCACUAGAAAGGUAUACAUACUUAUGUAUAUUUAUUUACAUAUUGGAGUCCUAAAUUUAUAUUAGACAAAUGUAAAUAACUGGAGAGGAUUGAACCUUUUUUGAAGAUUUAUCCUUUUUUGUUGUGUUGGGGUGUAACCAUUUUGUCUUUGUGGAAUACACUGGUAGUGUCCUUACAAAACUUUCUAAACAAUUUUUAAAAAUUGAAAUUUCCAACUUUUGCUCUUCAUGAAAUUUCCCUUUGCCCACCCCCCACCCCACCCAAUUUAAUAACGUACCCUUGAUGAAAAUCCUUUUACUGAAAGCUUUAAAGCUUAUGAUCUUUCAGUAGUCUUCUUUUAAGCAAGCUGAACCUUCUCUUAUUCUUCAUCUCAAGUGGCUCUUUUCUUUUUCUUUUUUGAAGGGGUGGGAUGGGGCUACGUGGUUGAUUUUUUUAUUUAUUUCUUAACUUUUUGACUUCUAACAGUGUGGAUUCAUCAUCAUUGCCUUUCAAGAGGUUUGCUGUCAAUUCUCUUUAGUUAAGUGAUCACUGCCUAAGCACUUGAUUCUCGAGAUCUAUGUGUUAAUCAAUUUGGUUUGGGAUGGAAGGACCAAAACUGUCUAAAUGUCUUACACUGAAAUAUACCUGUUACAUUUUUUUGUUAUUGUACCACUAUCCCUAUAUUUUGAUUUUGCACAGUGUAAAUUUGACAUAAUCAUAGAUUGCUAUGGUUUAGGCUGUAUGUACAGUAAAACUAUGGGUUGUAAAUGUUGGGGAAAUUCCUAUGGAAAAAAGAGAAUGCUAUGUAGAACAACCUCUAACAAGGUUUAUGUGCAUGCCUGAGGUCUUUUUGAAAUUUCAGUGUAUAAAUUUCCUCUUAGCUUACACAAAAUAAAAAAUAAAGUUAUAUAGUCUGUUAACGUGUGUAGUAAUAUUGUUUUUCUUCCUACUUUUACAGUACUGCCAAAGGCAGUAGGAAUAUCGCUUUUUCAGAGAGAAAAAGUCUACUUGCAGAAUAUUAACUCUGUACCUUAGCAAAAAGCACAGGGUUGGGGGUUUUUAAGAGCCAAUGCAUUUUUUUGGUUAACGCAUGUAGGAAUGUGUUCCUUCUGUUGUACCAAAGUUGUCUGGAAAACCAUUUGGGCCAUGGCUGGAGUUCAUACUGGAAGCUCACAAGAGUCUCUUCCUAGUUAGUCGGGAUAGGUCAAAGAGGUUGGUAGUCACUUGUAGGUUGCUCACCGACUUCAAAACUCUUCACAUAAGGGGCACACUCAUUGUGACAUACAGUAUAAUCUAUAACACUUCCGCCUUCUGCAGAGAAAAAGGUAAGGUUCCCUGCUAACUUUUUCUAUCCAGUGCCAUUACAAAUACCCUUUCAUAGAAGAGCAGUGCUUUGUAGUUUCUCAUUUUGCCUUUCCCCCUCUGAACGCUUCCUAAAAACCCAGACACAUAGUGAUGAGUUAUAGUUAUGCUUCAAGGCAGUUCAGGCAAAAACAUUCCUUUUCCUUUUUAAACCAGGCAUUUGACUUUUAACAAUCUAUGGCCUUUUAGAGUGGGUGGAGUGUUUUAAUGUGUUUUUUUUCUCCUGGUUUUAACGUAUGCAUUUUUUAAAAGUUGUUUUGUAAGUUGCUUUGAAUUGUUGUGGUAUAAAAAGAGCUACUGAUACAUUUAAUUUAUAAUUAUUAUACUUUGUUCUGUCUUAACACCAUAUUCUCUAUAGCAGGGGUAGGGAACCUAAGGCCUGUGGGCCAGAUGUGGCCCAAUUGCCUUCACAGUCCGGCCCAUGGACGGUCCGGGAAUCAGUGUGUUUUUACAUGAGUAGAAUGUGUCCUUUUAUUUAAAAUGCAUCUCUGGGUUAUUUGUAGGGCAUAGGAAUUCAUCCCCCCCCAAAAAAAAAUAGUCCGGCCCACCACAUGGUCUGAGGGACAGUGGACCGACCCACAGCUGAAAAAGGUUGCUGACUUCUGCUCUAUAGUGUUGAUUGCUUCUCAAUAUGGAAUGAAAUUUUUGGUCGAUAUUUUGCAUUAACAAUGUCUUUUAAAGAUAUUAACUCUCUUAAAUAUACAGGCACAGCCUUCUGAAUGCCAAUAACAGUAACAUCAGAUCAUCUUACUGUAUUUAUAAGUAUUCUUUCCAUUGCAUCUCUUUCUUGUGUCCCAAAUUGUUUUGCCUCUUCAUACUCGCACCAACUGUGAAAAUAGCUGCCCACAUAAGCCACAUUUUCUAAUAAGUUGUGGCCAGUAGGGCAGUGUUAAUACAAAGCCACUACGCAAUGCUGAACUCACUCUUGUAAAAAGCCCACCUGCUUUAACAAUUUGUAGAAUAUAUUCUCUAUAAAGCUGAUACAAUUCAUUAGUAAUAAUGUUUUCUAGCCUCGAACAUCCUUACAACUAUUUUUCUUUCUUCCCACUUCUAACAACAUGUGCUGCAUAGUAAAAAUAAGUGCUUUUGUUUCUGUGCCCUAAAAUACUUGGUAAAAAAGAAUUCACCCUAGUGGUAUAGCUGCAGAAAAGAGCUAUAUAGCUAUUGUCUCAGGACGGUGGUUAGUAGACAAGGCUGGUAGGAUAAGCUAUUGAAGGCUUUCCAGGAGGGGGAUGGAGUAGGAAUGCCAGCUGCAAGCUGAGAGCUUCUGUCUUCACACAAUUGCCCUUACUGGCAGCUGCCCAUUUGUCUUGAUGUGCAAGGGCUGGUGCUCCAACAGAAACAGGAAAGAGAUGAGGAGAAGGAGGUUGUCUGAUAACUAAUGUUCAAAGUUAGUAAAGGUUAGUAAAGGUAAAGGGACCCCUGACCAUUAGGUCCAGUCGUGACCGACUCUGGGGUUGUGGCGCUUAUCUCGCGUUAUUGGCUGAGGGAGCCGGCGUACAGCUUCCAGGUCAUGUGGCCAGCAUGACAAAGCCGCUUCUGGUGAACCAGAGCAGCACACGGAAACGCCAUUUACCUUCCCGCUAUAGUGGUACCUACUUAUCUACUUGCACUUUGACGUGCUUUCGAACUGCUAGGUUGGCAGGAGCUGGGACCAAGCAACGGGAGCUCACCCCGUCGCAGGGAUUCGAACCGCUGACCUUCUGAUUGGCAAGCCCUAGGCUCUGUGGUUUAACCCACAGCUAGUUAGCUAUCCUUUUUAUCAUAAGUCUUCUUUUUUGUAGUUAACUUUCCUCACUCUGUCCCCGAUAGGACAGAAAUCAUGGUCAAAGUGUCCAUUUGUUUUAAGCUUGGUUACAGGCUCUCUGUUUUAUAGAGAAAGUUUCUUCUUACGCAGAUUCUCUCUUUCUCUCUGUUCAAUAUGUAUAAUAUACAGAAAGAGUGAAAGUGGUAUAGAACAGUGAUGGGCAACUCAAUCCAGCCCAAUUCCAUAACCACCUUUGCCAUACAGCUCAUGUGCUAUUUUGCAUUCAAAUGGGGUCAAGGCUCUUUACUGUAGAUGGGAGCUAAGACCUUCAGAAACCUCUACUUACCGGUACUGUGCCCACAAGCACUAAUUUUCUUCUGCUGUAGGAACUGCUAAUAUUACAUCAAGCUCCAUGUGAUGUUUCUGUUGGUUGGCAAGCAAAAAAAAAUAUGUAUAUGAAAAGGAGAAUUCCAGAUUGCCAAGAUCCAAGUUUGGGGCAAUUCCUCUUUGGUGAGAUAACCCCAGCAGAGAUUUAAAUUCUCAAAAUAUGCAGCAACGUAAAGCAUGCAAAUGUAGGCUGUUAUGCCUUUCUAUGUUCCUUCCAAAGUUCUCUCUCUUCCCCUAGCAUGGAAAAAGACUACAUGUUUGGUAAGUUAAGAAUGGCUUACUUACAAACUGCUCAAAGGUCUGGUUCAUGUGCUCAGUUAGGCAGUAAAACGUGGCUUCGUUACAGUGGUGAAAGUUCCUAAAUUGGCAUAGGUACUCAAGGAAGGCUUGUUAGAGCCAUGCAGUCUGAACUUGGAGCAACCAUCUCAAACCCUUUUACACACUGCACUUCUCUGGUAGACUGAAGGGGAACAAUAGGCUUGACUAGCUUCAUCUCAAGGUGAGGGGUUAUGAUUUAGCUAUGCCUAUGGUGUAAACGAAGUUUCUGUGUGCUGCUCUGGUUUGCCAGAAGCGGCUUAGUCAUGCUGGCCACAUGACCUGGAAGCUGCCGGCUCCCUCGGCCUAUAGAGCGAGAUGAGCGUGCAACCGCAGAGUCGUCCGCGACUGGACCUAACGGUCAGGGGUACCUUUACCUUUAUGGUGUUAACCCCUUUUUAUAGACUUAAGCAUGUUGGUUAUAUGAGGCUAGUUAUCCCACAGUUUCCCAUGUCUGUUCCUCCACGGGGGAGAGAGAAAAAACUUUGAGGGAUAAUUUUUAGUGAAUGGAAUCAUAAAAAGGAAAAGAAUUGAGCAGGUCCUCUCCCUGCCACUCAUUCCCUUCACUCCUAGCUGCCAAAACUGCUUUGCCAGGGUGGGAUAAAAUAAGGAGUGGGAAGGAAAGAAUCAUCUGAACCUCAGGUAUACCUUCCUCCCCUUUAGAACACCUCAACUGCUCACUUGCAUUUCCCUUUUUCUUGACACACUCACAGAAGUGAUAAUGGGAGGACUCUACCAGUCAGUCCUUGUGCCUUGUGCUAUCCAGAAGUAGCUAAGGAGAAAAGUCCUUGCUGCUAACACUACUACCGUAGUAACUUUUAAGGAACAGUGCCACCUAGAGACUGUAUCAGAAUAUAUUGAGCUAGCCUGCACUUGAUUAACUUUAAGGUUGCCAGUGGAGAGUUCAUUAGAGUAUACAAAUUAAUAUCCCUUUCCUAUGUGCAGCUACCAUUCAGUGGAACGUGCCCUACAUUAUUUGUCUUCAAAAUCUGAUGUUUUAAGGUUUCGUGCACAUGGAACAGUAGUACACCCUUCUUGGAAUACUUAUUAUGGUAGAAACGGUAUGGCUUUACUUCUUUCUUGGUGUAAUAUAUACAUUAACAACAUGUGAAGUUGUGUUCUGCCUUAAUUCACUUUAUAACCUCGGAGUUUGAUGAUUUUUAAUUUCAGCAUUACUACCAAGGAACAUGGUGCUGCAGAAACAGAAUGUCUGCUCAAAUGUGGCUACUGUACGUACAGUCAAUUUAGUGACUCUUUUGGGGGCUUUCUUUUAUAAACAGUACAUUUGUCACUAUCACUAUAUUGACUAUUCUCUAUAAUAGUAAAGCACUUUUAAACACACCAAGCACUUUCCAAGCACCAAGCACAUGGUUUGCAAAGCUCCUUGCUCAGAGCUUCCCAGUUGCCUGACAACCAGCUGACUGCCAGGCAUUUUGGAAGCACAACACAUUGACCCAUGUCAAUCACCAGAUGUCAGAUAAUUGACUGCUUUGUGCUCCUGCUCACUUUUGAAAGUUGGCUUGUAGGGCUGGCUUGACCGCUAAGCCAAAAACGUUUCCUACCCCAUUUACUGCAGCGAAUUAUGUGUAACUAGUUCAUUUUGUGCAAUCCGCCUCAAGACAUGCAAACAAGAUUACAUAAUUCUGCCAAUUUUAUGGAUAACGGAAAUAUUCCUAUAUCAAAGAAAUAUGUCUCAUUUUUCUGUAUUAAGAAAUGGAACAAUCAGACCGUUUUACUUCGUCGUUUUUUAAAAUAAAAUAAUAAUUUAUGCUGCUUGCUACACAGAACAAAAGAGGGAUGGGAGUGUUCUUAACUAGCAACACAUCUUCACUGGGAAUUUGCAAUGUAAUUUUUGCAGAUUAAUAAAAUUAGACAUGUGGUUCUGUUCAGCUUUAUUAGAUUCUUCUUUCUCUUGUUUGUUCUUCACUUCUGCCUCAUUUAUUUUAAUCCUUUGUGGCUUGCCUACAGUAAUCUUCCUACUCCCAGUUGGUUUGUGCUUAUGUCACUAUAGUUUGGCCACUGGAACCAUUCAGGGGUGGUUUGGCCCUGUCUGCAGCUAUACUGCACUUAACAGAAAUCUCCUUUAUAUAAAAGGGCUUGGAACUAGUCAUACAUUGCUCCUCUGAAUGGGUUGCUGCAAGCCUGUAGCCAAAGCAUACAGCUUUCAGUCCUCACUCUUCCUCAAAUAUUACACAAUAAUGUAUUUGGAUCAGGCUAGAGAUGUACGGUCUGUCCUUGGUUCCCACUAGAUUGACUCAGAAACAAGAUGAGCUGUUUACUCCAAAAUCGGUAAGUAAUUCCCGAACCAAUUGGGACAGCUCCUGAUAGCAGCCUACAAGAAAGCAAAGCUGCUUUGAAGAGCUGCCUUUGGGAAAACUGGAGGUGGUUCCCUGUGAGGUUGGGCUACUAUCGCUCCCCAGCAUUAAACAUAGGACCUUCUGCAAGCAAAGCAGAUGGUCUACCGCUGACCUAUGGCCUUUUUCAAAACAGUUCCCUAGCAAAGCCAUUGAGUAACAUUUUCUUAAGGAGCUGCUUUGAAAAAGGCCAUAGGUCAGCGGUAGACCAUCUGCUUUGCUUGCAGAAGGUCCUAUGUUUAAUGCUCCACAUCUUUAGGUAGGGCCAGGAAAGACCCCUGCGUGGAAUCCUGGAGAGCAGCUUCAAGUUAGUGAAUACAACACUUCGCUAGAUGGACUAAUCGUCUGGCUCAUUCUAAGGCAGCUGCCCCAUGGAAAACUAAGGCUACAUCUGUGCCAUACCUUUAAACAGCCACUAUAUUACUUUAAGUAAUGGUUUCCCCAAAGAAUCCUGGGAACUAGUUUGUUAAGGGUGCUGAGAGUUGUAAGGGGACCUGUAUUUCACUGAGCUACAAUUCUUCAAGUGGCUUAACCAUCAGUCUUUAUUUCCAUGGAAUUCUGGAAACUGGCUUUGUGAGGGAAAUAGAGAUCUCCUAACAACUCUCAUCACACUUAACAUACUACAGGUCCCAGGAUUCUUUGGGAGAAGCCAUGACUGUUAAAGUAGCAUGAUAGUGAUUUAAAUGCACAGUGAGGAUGUGGCCUCAGGCUGGGGAGCAAGAGUCCACCUUCACUCCAUGGGGUAGUCUGCACAAGUGGUCUUUUGUCAUCCAGCUCCAACUUUAGCUAAUUCUUCAGACCAAGUUUUAAUUCAGGGUAGAAGAGAAUUCAGAGACUUCUAAUGCUGGUGUCUUGUUUGGGGUUUAGCAUUAUCAAAUGCCUAAAACUAAUAGCCUUGGCUUAGCACCACUUGAUCAGACUAAGAAUCCAUCUAUUCAAGCACUCUGUCUCUAAAGGUGGCCAGUUAGAGGCCUCUGUAUAUUCACAAAAGGGGCAUAAGGCUGGUGACUAUUCUAUUUGCAAGCAUCUGGUAGCUUGAGGUAAACUACCUUGGUACAUGGAGAUUCUACAUACCUAUGGUAAGAACCGUCGGUAGACCUAGCCUCCGUAAGCUUUUCUGAACUUUAAAAAGCCAUCAAGUUUAGCUUCAAAAAAUGGCAGAGUUCUCCUCCAUGGAGGAGACUCGCCAGAGUGGUGCAUGCUCUAGUUAUCUCUCGCUUGGACUACUGCAAUGCGCUCUAUGUGGGGCUACCUUUGAAGGUGACCUGGAAACUACAACUAAUCCAGAAUGCGGUAGCUAGACUGGUGACUGGGAGCAACCGCCGAGACCACAUAACACUGAUCUUGAAAGACCUACAUUGGCUCCCAGUACGUUUCCGAGCACAAUUCAAAGUGUUGGUGUUGACCUUUAAAGCCCUAAACGGCCUCGGUCCAGUAUACCUGAAAGAGCGUCUCCACCCCCAUCGUUCUGCUCAGACACUGAGGUCCAGUGCCGAGGGCCUUCUGGCAGUUUCCUCGCUGCGAGAAGCCAAGUUCAGGAACCAGGCAGAGGGCCUUCUCGGUAGUGGCUCCCGCCCUGUGGAAUGCCCUCCCACCAGAUGUCAAAGAGAAAAACAACUGCCAGACUUUUAGAGGACAUCUGAAGGCAGCCCUGUGUAGGGAAGCUUUUAAUGUUUUAUAGAUUAUUGUAUUUUUAUACUUCUGCUGGAAGCCACCCAGAGUGGCUGGGGAAACCCAGCCAGAUGGGUGGUGUAUAAAUAAUAAAUUAUUAUUAUUAUUAUUAUUAUUAUUAUUAUUAUUAUUAUAUGGGCACAUGCAGCUUCACUAGACUGCUAGUCCAAAGAAUAAAUGCAGCAGCUGAGUUUAAACUUGGCAGCAGCACCUCCUGCAGCACCCAUAAAGUAAUGAUCUGCGUCAAGUGCAAGCUGACCAUAAAUGGUCCUGGAUAUCACCAGUGCCUGCUUGUAGCAAGGCCAGUAACCCAAUUUGUAAUCGGCAUGUACCUUCCCCCCCCUCUGUCCCAUACCAAAUGUAAUGGGUGCUCCCUAUGGAGGAUUGUAUGGGAGGUGGGUGGUGCUGUGGUCUAAACCACCACUUGGGCUUGCCGAUCAAAAGGUUGGCUGUUCGAAUCCCUGCGAUGGGGUGAGCUCCCAUUGCUCGGUCCCAGCUCCUGCCAACCUAGCAGUUCGAAAGCAUGCCAGUGCAAGUAGAUAAAUAGGUACUGCUCCGGCGGGAAGUUAAACAGCGUUUCUGUGCGCUGCUCUGGUGUCAAGUGUUCCAUUGUGCCAGAAGCGGUUUAGUCAUGCUGGCCACAUGACCCAGAAAAACUAUCUGUGGACAAAUGCCGGCUCCCUCGGCUUGUAAAGCGAGAUGAGUGCCACAACCCUGGAGUCGUUUGUGGUCCCUUUAUGGAGGAUUGUAUGCUCAAUUCUUCUCUCUCCUUCCUUUGUGGAAGAAUCAAGCUGCUCUUUAAAGCAAUCCAAUCCACUCUCCAUGGAUGGUGGAGGGGAAGCGUGCUCACCUGCUCCACAGGGAAAGCAAACAGCUUGAGGGGUGAAUGAAAGUGGGCUUUAACUAAAUCAGCCUGCAACAGUGGCUUUAGCAAGAGUUUUCUUUCUUGUUUUUUCCAGCAUGUGAUCAUGUAACAGGACUGGAAAUGGUUGUCUCCAUUGUGAAUAGCUUGUUAACAUGGACAAUAAAUUAUCCCUUCGCUCAGCCUACACGGAAAUAGUUUAAAAGAGAGAGACAGUCUGACAAUCCAGCUGCUGGUCUGCAUGUGGCAUCUCAGAACUGUUGUGAAGGUGGCAGAGUAAAGGCUGGAAUUCUGACAAACCCAGCCAGCCAUUUCUGUCAUCAAGCACUUUAGCUUUCUCUCCUCUCCUCUCCUCUUCCUUUCUCCUUUCCUUUCCUGCCCAGCAACUUCCUCUUGACUGGAAGAAAGAAAGUGAUGGGGGAGAGGAGACCAAAGCUGCAGGCUGGAAGUGUGAGCCUGUGUAUCAGGAAGGCUGGAUUUUCAUACAAGAAGCUAUUCCUCCUUAGAUUCUGGAGCUGUAAGCCCAGUGAGUGAAAGAGAGCUCCAUGGACGAGGUGAAUGUGAUCUGGAAGUUCAGCAGGAACUUUCAGUUCAAGCUUCUAGUUCUAGUACCUAAUUAAAAACUUAAAAAUUGAAUCCCUGCAACUUGUGGAGGGGGCCCAUGUGUUUCCAUUAUGAGGCAAGCCAAGCUUGUACAAUUGACACCCCUUGCUAUGAUUACUUCCUUGGAUCCUAUUGAAAUUAUGCAAUAGAUAGGACUCCCUUCCAUAGCUGCCAAGUUUUCCCUUUUCUCACGAGGAAGCCUAUUCAGCAUAAGGGAAAAUCCCUUAAAAAAGGGAUAACUUGGCAGCUAUGCUCCCUUCCUUUUCACUAAAUGCACCAUUACCCAAGGAAAGGUAAUGUAGAUAGGGAUCUCAGUUCAGGAAAAUGUUGUCGUUGUUGUUUAGUCGUUUAGUCGUGUCCGACUCUUCGUGACCCCAUGGACCAUAGCACGCCAGGCACUCCUGUCUUGCACUGCCUCCCGCAGUUUGGUCAAACUCAUGUUCGUAGCUUCGAGAACACUGUCCAACCAUCUUGUCCUCUGACGUCCCCUUCUCCUAGUGCCCUCAAUCUUUCCCAACAUCAGGGUCUUUUCCAAGGAUUCUUCUCUUCUCAUGAGGCGGCCAAAGUAUUGGAGCCUCAGCUUCACGAUCUGUCCUUCCAGGGAGCACUCAGGGCUGAUUUCCUUAAGAAUGGAUAGGUUUGAUCUUCUUGCAGUCCAUGGGACUCUCAAGAGUCUCCUCCAGCA